ACUGAUUCUUGAUACAUCUGCUUUAGAAUCCAAAGUCAUUCCGCAUCCUACGCCAUGGAUCAUCACCGAAGCUUGGACAACACCUUUGGAUGGUAGGAACAUGCUGAAUAUACAUUUAUUGGGAAAACAGUCGCGUUGUCCAUACUUUGCAAAACAACCAAACGUCCUGAUCCUGCGAUCGAAGACUAGACAGCCCAUCUUUCACCACCAUGAAGGCAACAAUACCGACUCUUAUCUUCGCGCUCUCUCUGACCGCCUUGGCCGACAAGAUCAAAUAUAGCCAACUUAUCCCGCCUGGAGCGAACGCGAUCCCAACCACGUCGAGCAGCUACGACUACUGGUGGCCAUACCCUCCUGGGGAUGUCAUCUCUGCAACCACCACGCCAGCGCCAGCGACAUGCCACCAGAUCAAACCGUUUCGAGCGAGCGACAUUGUCUCGAUCUCCCUGCUAUCUUCAAGUUCGGACGACACGAACAGCACCACGCGCAGCGACAAUUCAUCCUCGUCGACCUUCGCCACUCCUACAUCAUCGGUAUCGAUCAUAAUAGCCUCAGCACCUUCCUGCUUUCAGUCCCCUCUUCCCAGCCUGGUAGGCUAUCCCAAGAAGGAGCCGAGCGAAAGUAAGAUCCGCAUAUAUCUCAUACCCGUUCUCGUGGUCGUCGGCGCCAUUCUGGGUAGUCUAUGCGCGUGGAUUGGCUGGGGACGCUUCAGACGAAAAGGCCGGCGAGGAAAGACAGAGCUCGAGUAGGCCCGGCGGACGACUCAAGAGGUGGGGAAGCCCAGUGAUACGGCAUUUUCAUUGAGGGCAUAGAUAAUUAGUUUUACCGGCCGAUUUUCCUGAAAAAAGUUAACAGUCGCAAGUCAGCGGAAACAGUAAUAGACGCACUCAUAACAGUUGGUUUGUCUGUGGGCUAUUCGACCAUCGGUGGGAAAGGUUCAGUAGUU
Messenger RNA from Guyanagaster necrorhizus, 946 nucleotides. RefSeq lists its product as uncharacterized. NCBI's taxonomy places the organism in Eukaryota, Fungi, Basidiomycota, Agaricomycetes, Agaricales, Physalacriaceae. The record is from RefSeq and is a predicted model, not a curated record. The transcript has a single exon. The coding region runs from base 210 to 749 and encodes 179 amino acids.